Molecule: messenger RNA, 2211 nt
Organism: Homalodisca vitripennis (glassy-winged sharpshooter)
Lineage: Eukaryota; Metazoa; Arthropoda; Insecta; Hemiptera; Cicadellidae
Gene: RagC-D
Product: ras-related GTP-binding protein C
Exons: 8
Coding region: 463-1578 (371 amino acids)
Biological process (GO): positive regulation of TOR signaling; cellular response to starvation; regulation of autophagy
Cellular component (GO): Gtr1-Gtr2 GTPase complex; lysosome; nucleus
Molecular function (GO): GTPase activity; GTP binding
Source: RefSeq, a predicted model, not a curated record
UCAUUCAAUAUUCAUUCCAUUUCAGGAGUAGGUCAUAGGUUAUGUGUAUGGUUGAAGAGAUGAGAUGAUUGUCAUUUUAUACUAUUAACAUUCUUCUUAUUGUCCUCUAAUUUAUAUUUAAAAGUGUGGGGAUAGGAAAUAAUUUUAAGAAAUAAAAACAGUAAAAUAAGCGGAUAAUAGUGAAAAAGUGAAAUGACAGUGAGUUCAGUAUGACUUGAUUCACGAGAAAACUUCAUGUGAAAAUAACCUUGUAAACGAUAAAUUUACUUUUUGUACUACUUGAUAGCAGACCAAGAAUGGGCUUUAUUUGUUCCUUUGUACGCUGAAAUUGUUAUAUUUUUGUGCUAUUAUAGUUAUAGAGACAUUUAACGUGCUCUCUUUUAGUGGUAUAAAUUAAAAGAUCACCACCUCAUGUCAGACAAAAGUUAAUCCAAUUCAUAAUUAAUCACUUCUUUGUUAGUUAUGUCUUUCGAUCAAGAUGAAGAAGAUCAAUUUAGCCAGGAAUAUGUUGGAUCGUUUCCCAAAGGAUUUGGCUACGGAGGGUUUGAACCAGAUGGUGAUGGACCAGGAGGACCUCUUGCAGGAGAACAGAAACCUAGAAUUCUGCUCAUGGGCUUACGAAGAAGUGGAAAGUCAUCUAUACAGAAGGUCGUUUUUCAAAAAAUGUCACCCAAUGAAACGCUAUUCCUAGAAAGUACCAAUAAAAUAGUUAAAGAAGAUAUCUCAAACUCCUCCUUUGUCCAGUUUCAAAUAUGGGACUUUCCUGGACAGAUCGAUUUCUUUGAUCCCACGUUUGAUUCAGAAAUGAUUUUCGGAGGGUGUGGUGCCUUGGUGUUUGUAAUAGAUGCACAGGAUGACUACAUGGAUGCUUUAAACAAACUUCAUCUAACUGUCACAAAAGCUUAUAAAGUGAAUCCAGUCAUUAAGUUUGAAGUAUUCAUUCAUAAAGUAGAUGGACUGACGGAGGAUAACAAAAUGGAAACUCAGAGAGAUAUUCAUCAAAGAGCAACUGAUGAUUUAAGUGAUUCAGGAUUUGACCAGAUCCUCCUAAGUUUUUACUUGACAUCAAUAUAUGACCACAGUAUAUUUGAAGCAUUUAGCAAAGUAGUGCAAAAGUUAAUACCCCAGCUACCAACUUUGGAAAACCUUCUCAACAUUCUUAUAUCUAAUUCAGCUAUUGAGAAGGCAUUUCUAUUUGAUGUCGUUUCAAAGAUUUACAUUGCCACGGACUCAUCGCCUGUGGACAUGCAAAGCUACGAAUUAUGCUGUGAUAUGAUCGAUGUAGUCAUUGAUGUUUCAGGGAUUUAUGGGCUUCAAGAGGAUCCGGACUCUCCUGCAUUCGACAGUCAAAGCUCAAGUCUGAUCAAACUCAACAAUGGCACAAUCCUUUAUUUAAGAGAAGUCAACCGCUUCCUAGCUCUAGUCUGCAUAUUAAGAGAGGAUAACUUUGAUAAACAAGGUGUGAUCGACUACAACUUUCUGUGUUUCCGAGAGGCCAUCCAACAAGUGUUUGAACUGCGCAAAGCCAUCUCGAGCAACAUUAUUUUAAAUAACCACACCGAAGCCAUCACCUCAUAGUGGAUUUUUGCUUCAAUCUACUUCAUAUUCAUAUUCAUUUGUUAAUAUGUAUGAUUGAUAUUUCUUACUGUAAAGGAUCAAUUGUAUAUAAUAGUUAUUUUUUUACUGUAAAAUAUAACUGUAUGUGUAUCUGUAUAAAGGAAUAUUGUAAUCUAUCAUAAAGUUUUGUAAUAUAUACAUCAGAAAUGAUUUCAAAUCAUUGUUAUUUAGUGUGAAAUGUUAUAAUAGCUAUUAAAGAAUAACGGGUUCAUUAAAACAUAAUAUUUUAUAAAUGUAAUUGAUCGUUUAAUGGAUAUCAGUCCAAUGUAACAAAUGUAGUUAAAAUAAUAAUAUUGUUAUCUGUACAUUAUCAUUCAUUCAAAAUGCUAUAUAUAUUUUGAUUGAUCAUGGUUCUCAUAUGUUGAAUAAUGGAAUUAAUUGGAUCAGUGGAAUUACUCGACUGUGUUCCAGUUUAGUGCCUAUUAAUGAGUUUGUUUUAUGUAUAUUUUGAGUAUUAUUUAAAUGCAUGUUGUUCCUAUUUAAGUUGGUUCUUGUCUAAAACACUUUUAUAUUUGUUACAGUGUUAAAUAAUAAACCAGCGUAAAUAUACUUGAUUUGAAUUGGUCUAAAUAAAUACAAGCAAUUACAUUAUUA